Molecule: messenger RNA, 1102 nt
Organism: Nannospalax galili (Upper Galilee mountains blind mole rat)
Lineage: Eukaryota; Metazoa; Chordata; Mammalia; Rodentia; Spalacidae
Product: olfactory receptor 2D3-like
Exons: 1
Coding region: 68-1024 (318 amino acids)
Biological process (GO): G protein-coupled receptor signaling pathway
Cellular component (GO): membrane
Molecular function (GO): olfactory receptor activity; G protein-coupled receptor activity
Source: RefSeq, a predicted model, not a curated record
ACUUGUUUAUAAAGGACUGAAAACAUGUUUUCUUUGUCUGAUGCCAGGUAAACAGGACUAACCAUCAAUGGGAGGAGGAAACAAAACUUAUGUGGUUGAAUUUAUCUUGCUGGGACUCACACAGGAUCCUAAAAUCCAAAUCUUGUUAUUUUGUGUUUUCCUGAUCAUCUACCUCCUUUCUGUGUUUGGAAACCUGCUGAUCAUAAUCCUUAUCCAAAUCGACUCUCAGCUUCACACACCCAUGUACUUUUUCCUCAAAAAUUUAUCCUUUGCAGACCUCUGUUUCUCCAUGAGCAUUGUGCCCCAGAUGCUGAUGCAUUUCCUUUCAAAAAAGAAAACCAUUUCCUUUGCUGGAUGUUUAGUGCAGAUAGUGGUCUUUCUCCUAGCAGGGUGUACAGAGUGUGCUUUGCUGGCAGUGAUGUCCUACGACCGUUAUGUGGCUGUAUGCAAGCCCCUGCAUUACUCCACAAUCAUGACCCAGAGGCUUUGUAUCCAGCUGGCUGCAGUUUCCUGGAUAAGUGGUGCAUUUGCAUGUUCAGUGGACAGCGCAUUUACACUGAGUAUUCCGUACCAGGGACAGAAUGUAAUUAAUCACUACUUCUGUGAACCUCCUGCCCUUGUAAAGCUGGCUUCAGCUGACACCUACAAUGCUGAGAUGGCUCUGUUUUUAGUGGGUGUGAUUAUCCUCUUAGCUCCUGUCUCCCUCAUCCUUGUCUCCUACUGGAACAUCAUCUCCACUGUGAUCCGGAUGCAGUCGGGGAAGGGGAGGCUCAAGGUCUUCUCCACCUGUGGUUCCCACCUCACCGUUGUGGUUCUCUACUAUGGCUCUGGAAUAUUUGCCUACAUGAGACCUAACUCCAAGACAAUGAGUGAAAAGGAUAAGGUAAUCUCUGUGUUCUACUCAGUAAUGACUUCCAUGUUGAACCCCAUCAUUUACAGCCUUAGGAACAAAAAUGUGAAAGGGGCUUUCAAGAAGUUGGCUGGAAGAUUGUACACAUCCAAAGGUAGUGACACUGACAUUUAAAUGGUAUUUGGAACCCAGUGACUGGCAAAAUAGCUCUAAUAUUCUCAUCUUUUCCUUCCUUUACUUUCUUAGCUUAUU